Molecule: messenger RNA, 1509 nt
Organism: Moneuplotes crassus
Lineage: Eukaryota; Ciliophora; Spirotrichea; Euplotida; Euplotidae
Source: the annotation of a GenBank genome assembly
AAGAAAAUGAGAUCUGGACUGCUUAAUGAAGGUUCCUAUACUGAGAAGAGACCCAAUCGGGUUAUUAUCUAUGGAAAGCUGAUUUUCCAAAUUGCAAUGAUUAUCUUCUCUUUUGUUUCCUUGAUCUUUGCCAUAUCUGCAUACAGUAGUCUUGAAAGCCACCAUUAUGCCGUAAAGGAAUAUAUCAGAAACUGGGAGACCUUACCUCUAGUUGAUAUCAAAGUGAGUGAGACCUCUUGUCCUGAAGGAUACAAGCCUAUUUUAGAAAGAAAGUGGCCAGGAACUACCUAUGGAUGAGAUUGUAGAUAUAGCACGGAGUAUAUACAAAAUCUCUAUAAGUAUUCUUGUAGUACUAAUCAGACAGAUUCUGGAUGAUACGAUGUAUAUCCAACUCCCUCUGUUCCUCUUACGAGAAUGUAUAAUAAUAUCCUUUGUGGAAAAAGAGAUGGAGAAGACUUUGUAAAUUCAAUUAGGCCUGUAGAUGGGCAAUGUCCAGAAGGAUACAAACUAUCUCAUCCUGGAGAUAAAAAUAAGGCUCUAUGCGUUAAGAAUGAUCAGCAAAUCCCUAUUAAUGACAUUAAAGUUCUAGACAGGAAUUCUCCAACUCCUGAAGGCUUUACCGAGCUAUUGCUUGGAGAUAACUUCAGGAUUGCGUAUACAACUCAAAGCAAUAACCUUCCAAUGGUGCAGUUUAGACUAACAGAAGAGGGUGUUUGUGCAGAUAAAAGAGAGUACUCAAAAUCUAGAGGAAGAGAUUUAUAUAUACUUAUCGAUUCUAGUUCAUAUGAUUAUUGUAGCACCAAACUAGGUGAUGUAUAUACCGAUUCUAGGUUCGAAAAGGUUGGAGAAAUUUUAGAGAAACGUCUCUUUGACGAGAAUGGAGUUACAGCUAAUAUUCAAAAAUUGCCAUACUAUCCCUUGAGUGACUCAAACAAGUAUGUUUGGAACUUAUUCCAAAACUCAUUUUAUUCUUGGGAUCUUAAUUGAGAAUUGCAGAGUGGUUACUCUAGAGAAUUAAUGGUGGACUUAAUGAAUGAUGCUUUAACAGUGGGCUCAAAACAGCUUUCUUUAAUGUUGAUCUGAAUCUUCAAUACUAUUGUUUCUAGUCUUAUGUUCGGAUUAUUAUCCAUCUAUUUUCUUAUCAAGGAUUUGAAGCAAGAAUAUGAAGCAGGGUGAUAUAGACUGGUUCAUGCUAUUGUUGCUCCUUUGGUAAAAUGGGGAUUCUUUGCUGCAAAAGUCGCUUUUUAUAUUAUCUGUCUCAGAGUCAUUUCCCAGUACCAUGAUAGCAUAGCAGAAAUGAAUGAUGCACAAUGUGCAGACCAAAUGGCAACUAUUUACCUUAAAAACUUUGGAAAUAAUCUCCUCAAUACAAAGAGCAAGAACAUAAAUGGAUUAGUCACAACUAGUAUCUCUAUCGUACUGAGUUUCUUGAUGCUCAUGCUAACCUGCAUUUCAUAUACCAUCAAAUUGGUAAGGAGUAAGUAAAACUUGAUCAAUAAUACAUUCAAC